UGCACGGAUGUCUCCCGCUAGUGAAUUCAGUAUUGACUAUAAAAAUUUAGAAGGACUUAUUAAAUAAAAUUACAAAUUAAAGCAAUUAACAAAAGUGAAAAUCUAAAGUUAAAUUAUUAAAUAAGUUAAGUUCUUGCGCAAUGAAACUCCACAGUAAUGCUGAGGACUCGGAACCUAUUGUGUCAUCCUCGCGGCAGGCCGCACCCAGCAUUCAAUCGGCUGAUAAUUAUUCCAAUGGCUCUAAUAUGCGACAGGAGCAAGAGAAACGCGAAAUCUCUGGCGAGGAUCAAGAGGAUUUGGGUUAUACGCACACUCUGAUGUAUGGCCGAUAUUCGAGGGAUCUUCAGCAGUUUGCAGGCGAUGAAGCCCGAAGAUUGCGCAAACUUGCCAAACUGCGCAAACAAGAGGACAAACUUAGGAGCAAGCUAUUGGAACUGGAGAAUAAUGAACCCACGAGACUGCAGUGCAUCUCAUCCUGGGCCUGCCAUCAUGUUGCCAAUCGCUUGGGCAAGGAUUGGAUCUUUCUCACUGUCUGCGGAAUCAUAAUGGCUCUAAUCUCCUUUGGAAUGGAUGAAGGCAUUCGCUUGCUGACUGAACUUCGUUUCUGGUUCUACAAGAACAUCACUUCAGAUGCAUUUGUGCAGUAUUUCAUGUGGGUCUUACUGCCGGUUUGCAUGGUCGUAUUUACGGCAUUCUUUGUACAUCGUAUAUCUCCACAAGCUGCAGGUUCUGGAAUACCCGAAAUGAAGACAAUUCUGCGUGGCGUUACGUUGAAGAACUAUCUAACAUUUAAGACCUUGGUGGCCAAGGUGCUCGGCCUAACAUUCAUAUUAGGCAGUGGCAUGCCCUUGGGCAAGGAAGGUCCCUAUGUGCAUAUAGCUAGCAUUGUGGCGAGUCUUCUAAGCAAGAUGGCAGCUCCAUUUCGUAGCAUCUAUCAAAAUGAGUCCCGCAACACUGAAAUGUUGGCAGCUGCCUGUGCCUUGGGAUUGGGCACCUGCUUUGCAGCUCCCAUUGGAGCCGUUCUAUUCAGUAUUGAGGUGACCACAACAUACUUUGCGGUUCGCAAUUAUUGGCGUGGUUUCUUUGGUUGUGUGGUGGGUGCGUCGGCGGUGCGACUUAUAGCCGUGUGGUUCCAGGGUGCAGAUACAGUACACGCUGUGUAUCCCACCAACAUCGCCACGGAAUUUCCAUUCGAUUCCAGGGAACUCGUAUUCUUUGCCUUAACGGGCGCUCUAUGUGGUAUGCUUGGCGCCUCCUUUGUCUGGAUUCAUCGGCAUUAUGUUCUUUUCAUACGCUCCAGCAAAGCUCUGAAUAAAUUCCUUCAAAAAAAUCUUCUAUUGUACCCUGGAAUUCUGGCGCUUAUUAUAUCAACACUCACCUUUCCAUUGGGCACCGGAAUGUUUUUCGGUGGUGAUUUGGAAACUGAAAAGCAAUUGACGCAUCUUUUUAGUAACUUUACCUGGACAAGCAAAGAUCUGAAUGUAGAACAAACUGAAAUCGUCUCGCAUUGGAAGACCAAAUAUAGCAGCAUCUUUGGCAAUCUCAUUUGCUACACGCUUUUCCAUUUCUUCUUCUCCAUCAUUGGCUCCACAAUGGCCGUACCACACGGCAUGUUUAUACCAGCCCUUAAGAUUGGUAGUGGCUUUGGACGCUUGGUUGGUGAAUUUGUUGCCUGGACAUUUCCUCUAGGAGUACGGUAUGGGGAUUGCAUGUCACCCAUUAUGCCGGCUGCAUAUGCUAUUGUAGGUGCCGCUGCCUUCUCCGGAUCGGUGACCCACUCCAUUUCCGUUGCGGUUGUGGUAUUCGAGAUAACAGGACAAAUAGCCUUUGUGGUUCCCGUCCUGGUGGCGGUGUUGGUGGCCAAUGCGGUGUCUUCACUUCUACAGCCUUCCAUGUACGAGAGCGUCAUCCAGAUCAAGAAGCUGCCCUAUUUGCCCGAUCUUCUCUACACAAACUCGGGCUUAUACAAGAAAUGUGUGGAGGACUUUAUGGUUCGAGAUGUCAAAUACAUUUGGCAGGGAAUCUCCUACAAGAAACUGAAGGAGGUGUUGAGAAAAAAUGGAAAGCUACGCUCACUUCCCUUGGUAGAGAGUCCAGAGAACCUGAUACUCUUGGGAUCUGUGCAGCGUCAGGAGUUGGUCAAAUUGAUUGAGCAGCAAAUUGGACGUGAGAAGCGUAUGGAGAUGGCGGUGAGAUGGCGCGAAGAGGAAUUGAAGGAGCAAGAGGCCGGCCGACGUCCAUCCCGCUUUGAGGUUAUUCCAGCACAAGAAGCCUUAAGUCUGCGUCAUAUGGCAAGUGAGGAAAUGUUGCCCUCAGAGCGUCGAGCUGAUGCUCUGGAGCAGCACAAGUCCAUUUUAAAGAAGAGUUCCCUCAGUCUUCGAGAGCAAUCGAACGAUUCACUGAACAGCACCAACAGCAAUUCGGAGUGGCGUCUUCGUUCAGCGUUCCAAAAUGCGUUCAAGAAAUCAUCAGAUCCAGAGCUUGAUCUGGAAUCGGGCUCCAAUGAAGAUCUGCAGCCAACGACGAGUGUCUCGAAAAGGGUUCAUUUGUGCGGCGAUCGUGUUGUGGACAUGUCACCUGAGGGCAAGAAACAAUGGGAGCUCGAUCAGUUGGCGAAACCCAUUGACUUUAGGGCAGUAGCAUGUUGCAUUGAUCCCUCACCGUUCCAGCUGGUCGAACGCACAUCUCUUUUAAGAGUACACUCCAUGUUCUCCAUGAUGGGAGUUAAUCAUGCAUAUGUGACCAGAAUCGGUCGCCUUGUGGGUGUUGUCAGCCUAAAAGAGCUGCGUCAGGCUAUCGAGGACAUCAACAGUCAGAGCUUUGAUGAAUCAGCUCAGCAACAACCCGCUGAUGUGAAGCCCUUGCUAGCAGCCAGUUCCAGUGACGAAGGCGUUAAUAGCACCAUUACUUCCGUCAACUCAAUGGCAUCUGCUCUUAAAAUAGCACAAGGAAGCAACACAGCUCCCCAAGAUGCUCACACUAAUGUUAUCAUUGACCAAACUGAGGAGCACGUAAAAACAAAAUAGGUUUACAAUCUUUUACAGCUUAAAAUGCUAUAAUUAACAGUUUUAUUUUGGUGCUUUAAAUAGUAGCAUAGAGCAGGACUCAAUAAACAUUUGUCUGGAAUACAAAAUCUAUAGAAACUAAAAAUAAUAAUAAUACCUCAU
Drosophila innubila is the source of this 3167-nucleotide messenger RNA. RefSeq names its product chloride channel protein 2-like. Gene Ontology annotation, molecular function: voltage-gated chloride channel activity. The transcript has 12 exons. Gene Ontology annotation, biological process: chloride transport; transmembrane transport. Gene Ontology annotation, cellular component: membrane. Lineage: Eukaryota; Metazoa; Arthropoda; Insecta; Diptera; Drosophilidae. The coding region runs from base 141 to 3026 and encodes 961 amino acids. The record is from RefSeq and is a predicted model, not a curated record.